Messenger RNA from Pecten maximus, 2405 nucleotides. RefSeq lists its product as uncharacterized. Gene Ontology annotation, biological process: proton transmembrane transport. The record is from RefSeq and is a predicted model, not a curated record. NCBI's taxonomy places the organism in Eukaryota, Metazoa, Mollusca, Bivalvia, Pectinida, Pectinidae. The transcript has 2 exons. Gene Ontology annotation, cellular component: membrane. Gene Ontology annotation, molecular function: proton channel activity. Bases 169 to 1737 code for a protein of 522 amino acids.
UGGUGUAACGAUUUAUACCUAGAGUAUCAAAUUUGGUAUGUUAAACAGACCUAUAAAUAUGCUUUGGGUAUCUUAUUUACUUCCUCGUUGUGGAGAGAAGAAAAAUAGCUUCAUCACAUAAACAGAUACACAUGAAGCUGACGGACGUCUUAAAAGGCUCUCUAUGUCAUGGAUUCCGUAUGUGGUAAACUUUUGACCGCGGUAGUGAUCCUGCCCCUCACGGCUGGAAAUUCCCGACGACGACGGAAUGGGUCCCGGUAUUACGAUUGUAUUAUUUCCUCCCGCGUUCUGUUCCUCGUUAUCUUUGCUAUUGUCAUCGUAUUCACCGCCAGCAAAUCUAUACGAACACACACGGAGAUUCGCUUGGAAUUUGUCCUUCUCCUCCUCUCACUGUUAAUGAUCUCUACAAUGGUUGGGUUCUGUGUGCUGGCAAUCUUGGUGCACAAACAUGGCCUCCAAUAUGUAGUUGCCGGGAGGCGGAACACAAGCACUCCGAAACUACAGGUGAUAUUCCUCUGGGUGUUCGGCUUGGCUUCUGUAUUUUACUGUAUUUUCCUCGUGGGCAAGCAGAUUGAGUGUUCCGUAGACAUUGCUAAUGAUGGAAAGAAAGUUGGAGGAUAUUUUUGGGACACAUUGCUUUUUUUCAAUAUUCUAAUGAUAUUAUGCCUAUUCUCACAGAUGAUCGCCGUUACUUACUUCUCACCAUACGAGCUGAAACAGACUGACUUGAUUAACUUCGCCAUGUCUAUGCUGCUAAUUGUAGAUGUAUGCAUAUUUGUGUACAUUACUCUGAUCAGUGACACGUUUGCGUACAUUGUUCAUAUCAACAACGACGCUGGCAUAUCACACUGCCUGAAACGCAACAGUACGAUGAUCGACUUACUUCAUAAAUCGGAACAAAUUCUCCGACCCAAUUUUACCGAGUUCACUUUGCUGUCCUGUACAAUACUCCUUGAGAUAUGGUCUCCGACUAAGGUCCCUGUUUCUACUGAUGAAAUGUCGUACGUAGAAACACAGGACGCAGAGACAAUACCUCUCCUGCCGUAUGUAACACAGACCCAACACACCAGAGGCAGACGAACGGCAUGUCAGUUGAUUAGUUUGAUGAUAAGCUUAUCGCUUGGAAUCGGGCAUGCCAUAAUUUACGUUGCUAUGGCAAUGGGUAUUGGAGAAAUAGACAAAAUGAGAUACAUAACUGAAGUAUAUGAAUUGACGUUGAAAGUUAUGAUAAUGUUUGCUAUCUUUGCUGGGUUCUUUUGUUUGGUACAGUACUGUACUCCCGACGUAUCAUCCAAAGGUCUGAAGACUCGGGACUAUGUUUAUCUACUGUCGGCAUUCGGAUUAUUUAUGAUGCAUCUCGCCGAGACCAUAGGAGGAAAUGUAUCCUCGGGCCGAACAGCCACAAUACUGAUGUAUACCAGCAUCUUCAGUAUAUUCCAGGACUAUCUUCAAGUUGUAUUUCUGCUGCAUGCUAGCCGAUGUAAAAAGGCCGACCCUCGAACAAACAUCGACUUGCUGGAAUCCAUCCUGAUAUUCAUCUUUAUCAGCAACUUCAUUUUCUGGUUCAACGACAGUUUCUUGAUAUCUGAAUUUGCAGUAAAUCGGAUAUUGGAACACGGUAGCUUUUCCAAGGAUCUACAGAAGACAGUAUAUCAUGUUUUACUACCAGUGACUGUUUUCUUUAGAUUCACUUCUUUCCUGGAAUAUUAUGCAACCUUCGUAAAGUAUAGUACUUAGAAAACAUGGCUGAUAUUUUUACGAAGAAAAGCUAAGUAGUUCAGUUUUAUAGAAUUGGACAAGUGAAGAAUGAGCAAUAGAUAUUUUGAUAGAUACAGGGUUAGGGUUGUAGCAAUUAUCAUAGUUGUGGUAUAUUUGCCUAAACCCUACUACGUUAUGAUAUUAUCACCGUGCAAUAUCUCAAGUUCAAUUUCUUUAUUAACUUGGAGUCCUCAGACUCAUUAUCAUGCACAUGCACAAUAUUCACAUUUACAUAACAUCGGCAAUAUCAAACAAUGAUAAAUACGUCCAAGAGACAAUAUAUUAGGAGAGCAAAACUGUGUUAGUGAAAUACUUUGGCAUUAGCUGCUUUAAUAUAUUUGGCCAAUUUUCGAAUUAUCUCGGAUUUUGGCCGUUAAAUAACUAGAUCAGUUUAAACAUGCUUCAGACGAACUCUUACUCUAUACCGUAUUCAACAAUUUGUAUUAUAAAAACCUUUCGAUAUUUAUACAAAUAAUGUAUACAUAUAUAUAGCUUGUAUAUCAAAAUCAGUCAUGUAUUCUGAUAUUGUAUUAAGUUUUGCGUAAAAGUUAUCUGUAAUCUAUUUUGUCUUUAGUUUUGUGUAAAAGUUAUCUGUAAUCUUUUUUGUGUUUAGUUCUGUGUAAAAGUUAUCUGUAAUCUAUUUUGUG